Messenger RNA from Rosa rugosa (rugosa rose), 907 nucleotides. RefSeq names its product THO complex subunit 6-like. The record is from RefSeq and is a predicted model, not a curated record. Gene Ontology annotation, cellular component: THO complex; transcription export complex. Gene Ontology annotation, biological process: mRNA export from nucleus. Gene Ontology annotation, molecular function: protein binding. NCBI's taxonomy places the organism in Eukaryota, Viridiplantae, Streptophyta, Magnoliopsida, Rosales, Rosaceae. The transcript is spliced from 9 exons. The annotation marks the transcript as partial.
UGUGGGAUUGUUACAUGUAGCUAUGGGGAUGAUGGUCGAAUUCAAGGAUGGAGGUGGAAGGAUUGCAUACAGUUCGACAUGCCUAUUCAUUUGCAAGGAGACCAAGUGAAGCCAGUACUUGACCUGGUGAAUCCUCAACGUAAGGGUCCUUGGGGGGCUUUACCUCUAAUUCCGGAAAACAAUGCUCUUGCUGUUAGCAAUCAAGGAGGAUCCAUUUUCUCUGCUGCUGGUGAUUCUUGUGUCUAUUGCUGGGACGUGGAAACAGGUCAAGUCAAUAUGAUUUUUAAGGGGCACUCAGAUUACUUGCAUUCAAUAGUUGCCCGAAACUCUGCAAAUCAGAUUGGAAAAGUGGAAAGUCAGUUCAAGUGAUUGAUCCAUUAAAGAAUAAUAAAUUGAAAGGGUCGUGUGUCAGUUGCAUUGCUCUUGAUGCAAGUGAAAGCUGGUUGGCUUGUGGUAGUGGUCGGAGUUUAUCAGUUUGGAACCUUCCUGCUUCUGAAUGCAUUUCAAGGACUUCAACUCGUGCAUAUGUACAUGAUGGUAGUAUUUGAUGAAAAUCAAAUAUUAGCAGUUGGAGCAGAGCCUCUACUUAGCGGUUUUGACAUAAAUGAGGCGAUUCUUUCACAAAUGCAAUGUGCUUCCCAGUCAGCCUUUUCUGUCUCAUUACAUGCAUCUGGGGUCAUGAAUGAAGAUAUUGGGAAGCAGAUUAAGCAACUAUAAACCUACAAGGUGCAGGACAUUGAUUUACUUGACUAGAAUUGUUGAACUGUAAUUUGUCAUACUUUAUAAAUUUGUUUGCAUAUGGUGUAUUUUGAUUCAGUUAAUAUUGCAUUUGGUGGUGUAUUUUGAGGGGUGUACAAUUGGAGAAAGCUUCCUUUUAUUAUUAAUUAAAUUUUUUUUUUUUGGGUUU